AUGGCAAGCCUGGGCUUGGUGAGAAUCAUUCACCUCAUGAUUUAUACGUUUAAAAAUGUGGUUAUGAUUUCUUCCGAGUUGUACAAUUUGGUAAAGGUCUAUGCUGACUAUAUUGUGACCAUGCUGGUAUUUGCAGAGCUCUGCAGCCUGUGGUGGGGCACUGUGCUCUGUGUCUUCUACUGCGUGAAGAUCAACAACUACAGCAGCAGAUUAUUCAUAAAAGUCAAGAUGAGGAUCUCCGGGAUGGUCCCCUGGCUCCUUUUGGGGUCAUUGAUGGCGUCUUGUCUUUCUAGUCUUCCAUAUGAAUGGUUUGUAUAUUCACUCGUCAAGGAGAAUUCCACCCAAAUUCGCAAUAGAACAAUCACUGAAGAUGUAGCUCUGCACUCCAACACUGUCAGCUUCUUCAUUAUCUACAUUGUUGGAUCCUUUGUCCCAUUUCUCAUCUUUUGCGUAGCCACCUUCUUUCUGGUGGUACCACUCUUCAAGCACACCCGGAAUAUGAGCCAUAAUAACACUGGCUUUACACAAGGUCAACUUGAUGUUCUUUUAAGCGCUAUCAGGAAUAUGUUAUCGUUUUUAAUCUUUUACAUCCUCUAUUUUAUAACUGGAAUUUUGUUUCCCGUAAGUGUGCAGCUACAAGAUCUUAUUUUUGGUCUAGUUUGCUGUAUUUUCCAGGUUGCUUACCCAAGCCUGCACUCCGUUGUGUUGAUCAUCAGCAACGUCAAACUGAAACAAUCCGUUAUUGAUGUUCUCCACUGCUUAAAGUAA
Nanorana parkeri is the source of this 768-nucleotide messenger RNA. RefSeq names its product taste receptor type 2 member 3-like. Bases 1 to 768 code for a protein of 255 amino acids. Gene Ontology annotation, molecular function: G protein-coupled receptor activity; bitter taste receptor activity. Gene Ontology annotation, biological process: sensory perception of taste; G protein-coupled receptor signaling pathway; detection of chemical stimulus involved in sensory perception of bitter taste. Lineage: Eukaryota; Metazoa; Chordata; Amphibia; Anura; Dicroglossidae. The transcript has a single exon. The record is from RefSeq and is a predicted model, not a curated record. Gene Ontology annotation, cellular component: membrane.